UAGCAUUCAACUCUCAUAGAGUCAUAUCUCUUUCAGUAUUCACGUUCAUCUCUGCCGCCUGCCACAACCACCGAAAAUGGGAAGAGCACCUUGCUGUUCAAAGGUCGGUUUGCACCGAGGUUCAUGGUCCUCCGAAGAGGACAAGCUUCUUAUCAACCACAUUCAAACUCAUGGCGAAGGCCAAUGGCGAGCAUUACCUUCAAAAGCUGGGUUGCUUAGAUGCGGGAAGAGUUGCAGAUUGAGAUGGAUGAACUAUCUACGGCCAGGUAUCAAGAGAGGAAACUUCACUUCCGAUGAGAAUGACGUCAUUAUCCGGCUGCACUCUCUCCACGGCAACCGGUGGUCACUCAUCGCAACGGAGCUCCAUGGUAGAACCGACAAUGAGAUCAAGAACCACUGGAACGCUCACCUCCGGAAGACAGUUGAAAACGCCGGCCACCACCAGCCAAAACUGUCGAAAAACAAGAAGAAGGUAAAGAAGAUGAGAAAAUCGGCCGAUCGGGAAGCAGAAACAACGAACAAAGGAAAGUCGAAGAAAGUCAAACUUGAUCGAUCUCCUUCUUCCACCUCGUCUUCAUCUUCUGUGUCGUUGAGCAAGAACGAAUGUUCUGAUAAUGGGAUGAUGAGUGGGGCAUCAUCGAGUUGUACGAUUGACCUUGGAGAUGUUGACUUUGACUUUUCAUGGUCAAAUUGGACACCAUUGUUGGAGGUGGAAGGUACAAGCACCAUGAACUGUCAACAAGAUCAGGAUUUUCUAACGGACGGCUGUGAUUUAUUUAUGUCCAAAGCCGAUGAAAGGUUGAUGCUGGAGAAGCUUUAUCAUGAAUACCUAAAUCUACUUGAUCAAGAAAAUGAAGAAGUACUAAGUACUAAUCAAAUAAAGUAGUAUUGAGUUUUCCUUAGUGUAU
Messenger RNA from Lactuca saligna, 908 nucleotides. Lineage: Eukaryota; Viridiplantae; Streptophyta; Magnoliopsida; Asterales; Asteraceae. The record is from the annotation of a GenBank genome assembly.